AUGGCAUGCCUCGAGGCACUGCCGGCCGAGGUGCUGUACGAAAUUGCCGAAUGGCUGGUCUGGGACUUCAAACCGCCGUCCGACGGGCGCAAGUUCAGAGGCCCGUCAUACGCUCGGCACCAUGCAGCCCUGGCCAGGAGUUGCCGUCGUCUGUAUAGCAUCCUCAAUCCGCAGCUGUACAAACGUAAUAUCCAGCAAGACGCCGUCCUCAACUCGUGCGUGCUGUGGGCGGCCGCGCGCGGCCUCCUGGGCACCAUCAAGAUUGCUCACGGGCUGGGAGCAGACCUCGACCUUCUUGGACCUCAAAGCCGCGACUUCCGAGAAAAGGGCUGGAACGGCAUCGGUGCCCCGCGCGGCGAUGCAUCGACACCUCUCCAUGUCGCCGUCGAGAACGACCAUCUCGACAUUGUCGAGUACCUCCUCGAGCAUGGCGCCGCCGUUCAUAUAUCCGCCGACGGCUGCUGCCUUUGCCACUAUCACGUCGGGGCAUAUGCCCUCCACAUGGCCCUCAAGCACAGCAGAAAGCCCAAGGAAACUGCGGCAAUGCUGAUUCGGCACGGGGCCUACCUGGUCAGCGGCAACACUCCGGCGGCCGGCAUCGUGAGCAGGAUGGGCCACCAUGACCUCUUCCAGCUCUUGGUCGAGCAAGGCCGUCCAGAAUCAACCAAGGCUGCGCUGGAUCACUCGCUAAGAAGCCGCAACGUGCCGCUCUUUCAGGAUCUCCUCCGACGCCCGGGCCUAGACCUCUCCCCGCCGCCGUCAAGCUACCCGUCGCUCUUGGGGCUGGCCGUCUACAUGGGCCUCACCGACGCCGUGCGUGCCUUGCUUAGCCGCUCUGACGUAGAUCCCACAAAUCUUCACGAGAGCGAACAUUCUCCUCUGCAGGAGGCCGCACAAGGAGGGCAUGUGGGUGCCCUGCACGCUCUUCUCACCAUGAGGCCCGGUAUAGACGUCAACGCAACCGACGACAAGGGCCGCUCCCCGCUCCAUCACGCAGCCGAUUAUGGCCAUGUUGAGGUUCUCAAGGCUCUCACACAGUACCCAGAUGUGAAAGUAGGCGUGAGGGACAAGGAUGGUCAAACACCGCUACACCUGGCCGCGUACGGUGGCAAAUACGACGCUGUUCGCUUCCUGAUCAAGCAUCCAGGGGUCCAGCCCUUGGCUGUAGAUGCCGCGGGCCUGAACGUCUUGCAUUGUCUAGCAAUAGGAGAUUUAACGAGGAGGAAGCUGGAGCUGCUGAAGGAGGAGGACGACGACGACGACGACGACGACGAUAACGAUGAUGGAUAUCAUUGGAGUAAUGAUCUUGGUCAUGGAUAUUAUUACGAUUUCAAAGAUGAGCAUGAAAGCAGUAGUAAGAGUAGCAAUGAGGGUGGCGAAGACAAGAACAAGGAAGCAUCACCCGACGCCGACGAGGUUAAAGAAGCAGAACAGACCAUCAGGGAGCUCAUAAGCAUUGGCAUUCCCAUUGACCAGGAAGCGCCGACAUCCGAGACGGCUCUUCGCAUAGCCAUACGCCGCCUCAACUUCCCCAUGGCUAUAGCCCUGCUCGCCUGUGGGUGCGACCACACCAUCGGCUUUGAAGAACCGUCAGGAUGGACCCUGCUGCACGAAUGCCUCAAGCUUCCCUGCCGCAAGCUUCCCGCCAAACAAAGCAUGCAAACAGAACUGGUGAAGCAGCUAGUGGGUCGAGGCGUGAACAUCGAGGCGGCCUACAGUUACGACCCAGAUUUCGUUCUCAUGGAUAUGGAGGAGAGGGACAUGCUCGUGAACGAGAGUGCCACGCCGCUCUACUGCGCAGCCGCCCUCGCCCACAACACAAGGAGCAUGGAGGUGCUUCUGGAGGCAGGAGCCGACCCCAACGCCGAGAUUUACCGUUUUGGCCGCUACUCUGAGCCGUUGCUCACGGCCCUCUACCCCAAGCUGCGCUACAACCCGAGACAGCCAUUCAGCGUGUUUGGGGUUCUCGUCAAGCACGGCGCGAAGCUGGACGAGGCGGGCGGCGAGGGCAAAACGGCCCUGGAGGCGGCGAUUGACUGCCCCAAAGCUGCGAAGGAGAUGUUGUUGCAUGCGACGAGCGAGAACAUAUGUCGCGAGCAUGUGCAGAGCGUUAUUGAUGAUCUUUCUAGCCGUAAAAAAAGUCGCAACGGGCUGGAAUUGCUUGGAGACUUGAAGGACUUCCGGAACAGGGUAUUUGGUGGGGAGUGA
Metarhizium brunneum ARSEF 3297 is the source of this 2208-nucleotide messenger RNA. RefSeq names its product Poly [ADP-ribose] polymerase tankyrase-2 (gene TNKS2). The record is from RefSeq and is a predicted model, not a curated record. Lineage: Eukaryota; Fungi; Ascomycota; Sordariomycetes; Hypocreales; Clavicipitaceae. Gene Ontology annotation, molecular function: protein binding. Gene Ontology annotation, cellular component: cytoplasm; nucleus.